GCCAAUGGUGCUUUUGGGGUAGCACGUUUUCUCCCUAUUGCUGCCUCCAAGAGAAGAUGGAAAUAUAGAUAGAAGAAGGAAAGGUGGAAGAUGGUCUGACUAAACUGAGCUUCUGCAUUGACUCUAUUGCCUGCUGGGGUAAAUAAAGGACAACACUCGCCUUUGUGAUUUGUACUGCCAUGACUAGCUUUGAAGAUGGCUUUACUAAAGCUGCUCCUGCAGGAUCCAAAGGAUGAAGGCACACAGAGAUGUCGACUAGGACCUGCUACUUUUUCAGCCCUGGGUGCAAAGCUGGGAUCUCCAGUGAGGAUAACCUUGCCUUCUGGUUGCUGUCUGUGUACUGCUUGGCCCAGGCAUGAUUUGGCUGAUGGCUACUUACAGCUUGAUCCAAAAUGCAGAACUCAAGGCUUCAGAGAGGGCCAGCUACAAAACCUUACAGUGAGUGUUGAUAAACUGAAGCUCCUGGAGUGUCAUAGACUAAAAAGAGUUACAGUCAAAGCCAUCUUUAAAAACCGCAAGCUCAAAAAAUCCACUCCGGAAGCCAUGCUGCAGGAAGUAGUCAAAGACCUGCUGAGAAAUAACUAUGUUGCACUUCAUCACAUUGUUACGUUUGGCCCGAUUUUGGGCAAUCCAGUGGCAUGCGUUGAAAUAUUGUCUACAGAGCCUGAUGCUACAGAGGGAGCUGGCUUGGUAACCCCCAAAACUAAUGUAACCAUUAAAGAGGCAGUCACACUAGACUGGUAUAAGCAUUUGAUGGAGGACAGUGCAAAAAUCCAGGUAGCAGGAAUGGAUGAUGCCAGCAACUCCUUAAAAGAGAUUAUUGGUCUGACUUUGCGCUUUCCGAAAACCUUCCGGAAACUAGACCUUUCUGUCCCCAGAGGCAUACUCCUGGUUGGACCUCCGGGUGUCGGUAAAACUCUUCUAGUAAAAGCAGUCACUAGAGAGAUAGGGGCGUGCCUGCUUUGCAUAAAUGGUCCUGCAAUCUAUGGUUCAAGACCUGGUGAAAGUGAGGAAAACUUGCGGCGAGUAUUUGAAGAAGCAAGAGAUCUAUCCAUUGAAGGACCAACUGUUCUUUUUAUCGAUGAGAUUGAUUCCUUGUGCCCUAAACGUGGCAGUUCAAGUAACACCACUGAAAACCGCCUGGUAGCUCAGUUGUUAACUCUUAUAGAUGGCAUUGGGGGAGAGAAUGACAUGGUGAUCGUUGCAGCAACAAAUAGGCUCGAUGCCCUAGACCCUGCACUAAGGAGGCCGGGCAGAAUUGACCGUGAGGUUAUCAUUGGUACCCCAACCCUUAAACAAAGGAAGUCCAUUCUGCAGCUAAUUACUGCAAACAUGCCUGUGUCAAAGGAUGUGAAUUUGCUUGAACUGGCGGAAAUAACCACUGGUUAUGUUGGAGCUGACCUGAUGGCACUCUGCAGAGGGGCUGCGAUGGAGGCUGUGUUUCAAGACUACGCAGAUUCAGUUCGUAUGUCUGACUUCUAUGAGGCUUUGAAGAAGAUUCAACCAUCCUCUUUUCGAAGUGGAAUUGGGCUGAUGGACUUCAAACCCGUCACCUGGGAUCAGAUUGGUGGCCUUGAAGAUGUGAAAUUAAAAUUAAAACAGAGCAUUGAAUGGCCUAUCAAAUUUCCCGAAGCUUUUGUUAGGAUGGGACUGCCCCGUCCAAAGGGUAUCCUAUUGUAUGGACCAUCAGGUUGUGCCAAAACUACACUUGUGAAAGCAGCAGCCACAAGCUGCCACUGUUCCUUUCUGUCUAUGAGUGGUGCAGACCUUUUCUCACCUUAUGUUGGAGAUUCAGAGAAGAUUUUGUCUCAGGUAUUUCGUCAAGCAAGAGCAAAUACACCAGCAAUAGUAUUCCUAGAUGAAAUUGAAGCUAUAUUGGGAUCCCGAUCAGUUGGUAAAACUGGUCACGGUGUCCAGGAGAGAGUUCUUUCUGUCCUUCUCAAUGAAAUGGAUGGUGUUGGCUUGAGGUUAACUGAGAGAAGAGGAUAUAAAGCAGAGUUCGAAAGUGACAGUCAGGAACAGAUUAAAAAUGGAGAGUUGGAAUGUGACAGUCCUACACAAAUUAAAAAAGAAAAAGAGCUGGAAUUUCAGGAGGUCUUUAACAAAGACGUCAUAGUUGUUGCUGCAACAAACAGACCAGACAUGUUGGAUGAUGCCUUGUUGCGUCCUGGACGGUUAGACAAGAUCAUCUAUGUUCCACCACCUGAUGACAAGGGAAGGCUUUCUGUUUUGAAAAUAUGUACAGAAAAAAUCCCAGUAGACUCCAAUGUGUCCCUGGAAGAUAUAGCAGCUCAAACUAAUCUCUUCUCUGGAGCUGAUCUUGAAAAUCUUUGUAAGGAGGCUGCUUUAUUAGCAUUGCAAGAGAAUAAUGUUGAAGCAACAGUCGUGAAACAUAGCCAUUUUGAAAAAUCAUUGGAAACUGUAAAACCAUCAUUAACUCUGAGAGACAAAGAAUUUUAUGAAAAGAUAUUUAAAAACCGAGAAUGAAUUUUGUAAAGCAAGAAGGGAGAAAAAUUAAUUCAGAUUGACUUAACCAGAGUCCCACAACGGAUUCAAAAAGUCUACAGAGAGGAAGCAAGAUGUGAUAUAUAUUUAUUUAUUUUAUCGAUGCCCAUAUCACCUCUCUAGAAUUGUUCAAGGAAGCUAAUAUCUAUCACAGCAGUUUUAGAAGGACUGCAUGGUUUUAUACCCAACAGACAUAGAGAUAAUGUAAGACCAAUCAUUAAUACAAUAGACUACCUGAAUUCCCAUAAUGAAAUUAAGGAAACUCUAAUAUUUCUUGUUGCGAAAAGAUAUUCAACAAUUUAAAUUAAACUUAUGCGGGAGAUAAAUUUUGGGGAGAAUUAUCCUAAUUGAAUCCAUGCAAUCUAUUCCAAUCAAAAAGGCAAAGUGGUUAUAAAUGGGACAGGCUUCCUUUAAGAUUCAAAUUUUAAAAAGGUAUUAGACAGUGUUGUUCGCUUUCACCAUUAUUGUUCACUUUGGUUCUGGAAAUUUUAAAUUCAGAUACCAGGAAUGAUAAAGAAUUUAGGAGAAUAAAGAUUCAAAAAUGAUUAGCUGAGCAAAAUAAUUGGGUCAUAGUAUUUGAAUAGGCCAGUGGGAAGGAAUUUGGAUAAAAGGUUCAAGAUGCAUGGACUCAUAGAAUCUUAAGGAAAACUUGUACAAAAUGGUGUACAAACAGUAUAUCACUCUGCAGAAAUUGGCCAAAAUGUAUAAGGGAAACAGUGACAUGUGCUGGAAAUGUAGAGACCAAGUUGGCUGUUUUUCCCAUAUGCGGUGGAGUUGUAAGAGGGUUAGGAAAUGUUGGGUUAAAGUUAGUAAGAGAGAGUGUGACUUGCCCAAGGUUACCCAGUGGGUUUCCAUGGCCGAGCAGAGAUUCCAACUCUAGUCUCCCAGUGUCCAACAUUCAAACCACUUCUCCAUGCUGCCUCCUACCUUUCUGAAUCGGCUUUGGCAAAAGCAAACUGCUGCAGCCUCUCCUAGCUUGUAUGCUCUUCAUCAAAAACGUCACCAUCUUAAUCUUGGAAAACAAUCUAAAAAGAAGUAAUGGAAAGUUAAUGAAAAAAUUAGAAGGAGUUUUGUAACAGCGUUAUAACAGAACUUUAUGUUUCUUUGUAUGCCUGUAUGUUUGUUUUUUAAAAUUUGUUUAAUAAAAAUAAUAAUAAUAGUGUUA
Sceloporus undulatus (fence lizard) is the source of this 3670-nucleotide messenger RNA. It is a transcript of the gene AFG2B, whose product is annotated as spermatogenesis associated 5 like 1. NCBI's taxonomy places the organism in Eukaryota, Metazoa, Chordata, Lepidosauria, Squamata, Phrynosomatidae. Bases 196 to 2487 code for a protein of 763 amino acids. The record is from RefSeq and is a predicted model, not a curated record. Gene Ontology annotation, molecular function: ATP binding; ATP hydrolysis activity. The transcript is spliced from 9 exons.